CGUGUGGUUCGCGUGCCGUCGCAAGCUCGCGUCGGAAGCUCCAUCGCGCGCGCGAGAUAUCCUGAGAGCAACUUUCCCGUUUUUUUUUAUCCUUUCUCCGCUCGCCGAACGUUUAUCUCUCCACCCUUCCCUUUCUUUUUCUCCACUUGUAUCCCACCCUCCCACGCUCUCGCCCGAGGAGUGCGCGAAAUAUACGUACACGAGGGGAAGAAAAGUCCGAAGGUGAGUGUCGCUGAGCCAUCGAUGUUUCCCCUCGCGGAGGUCAACGCACGUUACAAGGAUGCCUAACGAGAACACGCCGGUGUGUGCCUGCGGCGUGGUCGUCGAUCUGUCCACGAAGUCACGAAACAGCUCGAUCGUCCCGCGACGACUGACCAUCCUCGUGCCCAAAUCGAAGGGCAGUAAGAGCUCGGACAGCAAGGGCACGCGGAAGCAACAGGAUGAGGCGCGAGCGUCGAAGACUCGUACGUCGAGCGAGACCGGGAGCAGCAGCUCGGUGAUGGAGCCCAGGAGGCCCGCAAUAAAGAGCAGCAAACACGAGAAACGGUUCAAUCACUCGAGGAGGACCCGGAGCGCGGACAGGGCCGAGUCGCAUUACACUUACAUCGAUUCGGGCUCAAGUAUCCUCGGGGACGGGAUCCGAGAAAGUACCAUACCCGAGGCGCUGUACGCCACCAUACCGGACACGCCGAACGCAAGUAUCAGUGAGAUCGGGAUUAGCCAGUCGAAUUCGCAGAGCAGAUCGCCUCUUUACGCUCUCCCGUCUAUGACGUCGCCGCCGCCGACGUAUGACGUCGCAAUCGCGAAAACGCGACAGACCGGCCUGCCGCCGACGUACGAGGAGUACCUCUGUCACAAGUCCCGCUCGCACACUCCGCCGCCGCCGUGGUCUGACUCGAUCGCGAUUACGUCGUCGUCGUCGUCAAACCCGACCUCGAGUACACAGCUGCGACGCGAAUUCUUGGCCAGUCAACCGGAGCUUCGCGAGUACUUGGCGCAGCUUACGCUCGCUACGAGCGCCGAUCGUGGCUCGCAUCAUCUCCAUCAGCAGCAGCAGCAGCAGUUGCAACAAUCCAGAGACCCAUCUACCUGCUCGUCGAAUCAGCAGAUCCUGAGGGAGCAGCAGGUCAGAGCGCAGCAGCGUGCACGAGCAAUGCCUCCCAGAUCGCAGAGCGUGAAUCGGGCUCAGCAACAACGAAUCGCGACGAUGUACGAGGACGCUGCGUUCUGUAUGGAAACGACGGUACUGCAAUCGGCUUUCGACCAAGGAUUCGGCCUCUGUAGCUUGAUGUAAGAGGACAUGCGACGAUCACGGGCAGAAGUCGCGAGCACGCUGAUAAAUCAUCAAUCGAGCUCUUUCGCGAAAGCUUCCCUGGCAUGCGGCAGGCCAUGCUGUAGCUCUGAGCCGCGGCGAGAUGCGGCGCUUUUUUGGUUUUGCCAGAUCGCAAGCAAUCGAUGUUAGCGAUUAGACGCUCUUUGUCGAAUGUCGUCACGGAGUCGUGCGUGCAAUUCGCUGUCGGGUGUAAUAGCGGUAGAAGGUAAAAAUGAUCGAUCACGGCGAUUGAGAUGUGUUUGACCCCGAAUCGGAAUUCUAGUUCUACAUUAAUGCUGCGAAUUCCGUGGAAGAUGAAGGACCGGUGGAGCAUAUUGAGAUAUAACAUCAUACAAACUAUUACCUUCCGAUACUGGGUUACAUAUCGCAGUUUCUUUGAAAUUCGCACACAAAGAAGUAUCUAUUCGAGAAUCAUUUAAUAUUUGAUUUACCUCAAUACCGUAUCUGUACUUAAUCUUUAUUCUUCAUUUCAGUAAAUACGUAUUCAUCAUGUAAUUUAUUCAACUGCAGAUAGGAUAUUGCAAUAAGCGAAUAUUAAAUAAUCUAAUGAAGAUUGAUAGGUAAGUGAGGAGGUAAACAGAACAAUCGAACACGCGUGAUUCCGACGGCGUAAAGAUGACGUCGUUCGGUACGAUCUUCGGUAGCUCGAACCAUCGAACUGCUGACACCUGACGUAAGCAACAUCCGAACAGCCGGGAACGUCUCCUCGUCGAUCUGAGAAAAAUUAGGGUGCGUUCGUUAACCAUCUUUAUCCCCCGUGCGAGCGAGCGUGUAUCCGAUUUAAUUCCAAUUGCCUUCGGUUUCCCUGGCUGGCCCGGGUCGCCAAGUUUCCCCACUUCCUCUACGUGAACGCGCUGGUCGCCGAAAUAGAGAGCUUUGCCGUAACACAUUUGCCGCGUCGUGAGUUUUUGUUUCUCCGCGAAUAUAAAAGCUCGUUCUCGUUGUCCACCGUCAAAUGCUCGUGACGUACUUUUUUUUUUCCGGGGUGGGAGGAGAAAACCCCCGGAGGGCCUAUUUCGCGUCGAACGUCGCUGUGAUUUGUUGAAGAGCGGCGACCGAGAAUAUAGACUGCGCCGAAACUAAUACCGAAGCUCCCCGUUUGACAUUUCCGAGGGAGACAGAAGAGUGAUGGAAAAAUAGAGAGAAGAUAACGGCGGUGGCGCAAUCUUGUUGUUUCUCGAAAUCACGUUAUAAUUUGCGGCUAAUCUAAUUUACCCAACCGCUCGCAAUUGCAUGAUUAAUUCGCCGAGAGAGAAUGUAUCGUGGAACGAAGUUACGAGGGUGGAAAUUAACGGGGAUUUUAUUUUUCAUUGAAUUGGUGGCGAACUUUGCCGCCCGGGAGGUUUAAUUUGAGAUUUCAUAAUUACGAUAUUUAACGCCGCGAACCGAAAAGUUAGAAGCGAAUUGAAUUUUUCCACCCCGCGAUGAGAUACCGCGGCUUCAUCAUCCUCCUUCGCUAGACGACGAACAAUCGCUACUUUUCGGCAACGCCUGACACGCGGAGAUUGCUUCGACCGGAGGUCUCUUUUUGUUGUGCGACUCGUAAUAAUUACAACGAUGGUUAAUAAUCGUAAGGAACAAAAAGCAACUGUUAACGGAACUAUUUUCAUCUUACGUCUGUCGUCUCUGUCUCGCGUUUAGCAUUUAGGCGAUUUAUAAGCGGACGGAUGCUGUAGGCAUUCCGGUAUCUAACACACAUGGUCCUAACGACAUACAAAGCAGAAAGUAGUAUGUAAAGUCGGUGUUAAAAUAACGUGUUACACUGUAGCGUUGAUCUGUGCGCGUUAAAGCGCGCGAGAGAACCACGUUAGAGUUACUAGUCACUAUUGUAGACGUGAUGAAAACGAAAUUAUCGCAUUUCUAGUCGGAUAUUAUCGGAUUCGGUUAAGUUGAAAUUUGAGCGUGUCACGUCGAGCAAAACACGUUUCCUUUCCGCUUGCGCUAUUUUAGCACUUACGGAUCGAGCGAAGUAAAACGUAGUGUGUGGAUGUGUGUAUGUGGCACUCGUGAAAACUCGUUAUCCCACAUAGGGUUUUACGAUAGGUCGGGCUAUUACCAGAUGCCAAAUUUUCGAUAUCGGCCCGAUAUCUAUUUUCGAUACGGGCAGAGCCAGUACUGGCCCGGCAUUGGAUCACGUUCGCACAAUAGUUAUUAGAUUCAACAGCAGCAGCCAAUUCUUGGCCGAGCAUUCGCAUUUAGUUGCAAAAAUGAGGAAAUCAGGAGUGAAGGAUCGCACAAAUUUCUCGAAGGGAGCAAGAAACGCGAGACUUCGCAGUUCAUGCAAGCUGAGAUCGUCCUGUUUCCGACGAGGGGGCGUUUGUUCCUCCUCUGUCUUAUCGGUGAGUUUCGCGAUUCAUUGGAGCAUCAAUCGACACUUCCCGUGUCGAGUGAAAGAAAAAAUAAUCUGUAAUAAAAAACAUAAGCUAAUACAGCCGAAUAAAUCGGCCAAACGUUGGCUCUGUUGUAAUGCCUGAUCCUCUACUAUGUGGAAAACACACACCAUAGUAACUUCUCCCUAUCGUAAUUCGUAAACACUCUACACGAGAUAUUAAUACACAAAUCGUAUCUAUUUGACGCGUGUAACAGAAUUCGUUACGACAAAAUUUUUCUAUCGGUUUUUGUAACGGUUUUCUAUCGGUAUAAAAACGCGGAAAGGCGCAAAAAUAUAAAACAGACCGGACUGCUCGCCACAAGACAGAAUGUGUGUGUGUGAUAUCGAUCGCGUGUGAGCAAUCGAGCUGUCGUUUUUUCCUUUCUGCCGUUUUUCCUUCUUUUCGCCGGAAGACGCGUGUAUAUUCGAUACGUGUAUUUUGCGGUCGGGCGAAAAAUAUCGCGAGGCCAAUGAAAUCGACAGGCGAGAGAGUUGCAUGAUUGUUCCCGAAAUAAAAUUUCACGGGUGAACGCGAUCGUCCGAGCGAUUCUUUUUGCUCGCGCGACGAACGCGCAUGGGAAAAUCGGAGGGAGUAAAAUCGGGGAUUCUCUGAAGAGUGAAAGGGAUACGAGUGUAAAUUUAGCCCGAGAUGAAUCAGCAUUUAAUGCCCGCAUAACGUCUCAGUGUGUACGCAUGUGUGUGUGUGUGUGUGUAUGUGUGUGUGUGCGCGCGCGCGUGUAUGUCCGUUUAAUCGAUCGUACUUCGGCUUUCGUGAAAUAUUAUCACUUAGAAAAAAAAAAUGUGUCGCACGAUAAAAUUCACGUUCUCUUACAUGCAGCACGUACACGUAUGUGAUCGUAUAGUUCGAGUGUCACUUGCAUCCCUUUUAUCCCAAGGUCCCCGAUCGAUCAUUAUACAGCUAGCCUCCUUAGGACUGCGCGUUAGUUAGGUUUCAUCCCGCGGACCAUACAAUGUAUAUAACUCCGAGUAUCCUUACGCUGUACCAGCCGACGUAAUUUCGCGAUCGCGCUAAUAUAUUUAACAUUACCACUUUCGUAUCGAAUAAUGAAUCAUUUUCCCGCCGAACCCCACCGAUAGUAUCGUUUCAACGGUCUCGACGAAUCCGCUCACACUGGAAAAAGGAUACUUGGCAAUAAGUAUUAAAAUCUGGCGAAUAUUUGCCGACGAAACAUUUGAUUACUGCGACCAAAUAAUUUAGUUCCACGUGCUGUAUAUGUACAAUACUGUAAUUCUGUAUAUUAUAUAUUUAGUAUGCGGAACUGAAUUAUUUGAUGGCAGUGGUCAAAUAUUUGAUCGGCGAAUGUUUGCAAAAUUUUCGUCGUUAUUAUUAAAUCCUUUUUUCAGUGUGGAAUCAGCGCGACGAUGCAGUUGGUAGUCACGAUCGAUAAAAAAUGUAUCGAGUGAUGCAUCCCUGUCUUCGUUAAAGCGUCGAGAUCCCCUCGCUCCUUAACAAACGCGAUCACUGUGGUUAUGUGUAAAUAGCGGUUAGAUGUAAAUAAUAGGUGUACGUUUACUCGAUGUCGAUUAUGCGGGAUUCGUGCUAAGUGCGAUGUCGCGGGGAUCCGGGCAGCCGAUUAAAGGUCGAGUCGUUCUCGCAAUCAAGUCGCCGAUCGUGCGAUUUAUUCGCGCGAUCGAGCGAUAAUCGCGUCGACGGAGGUGAAAUCCGCCAGGACUGCCAAGAGCGCGAAAGUUCUAAAAUAGAGAAGCUUUUGACGAGUUUCCGGGGACGUAACGCGAAGUCGCGAUCGCUUCUUCCGCGUACACGCGUCGAUUUAACUUACUUUAGCGUAGAGGGGAUGCACUAGACAAAAAAAAUGGUAUCGCAUUUAAAUAGACUCAACUAAGAUAGAGAGGGAGAGAGAGGGGAAAAGAGAGAGGGAGAGGGAGAGAGAGCAUGUUUUUCUCAGAUAAAACUUAAGCAAAAUAUGUUUGUCUUCUCGAAGUGUAAGAGACCUUCGAUUCUCAGAUUCUACUUACAUGCUGUCUUUCCACUAACUAACGCGAAGGGCCACGAACUUUAUUUCGUAUCGAUGUAUCGCGCGAGGCAGUUAGCAGCAAAAAGAAAAAUGCAGAAAAAAAAGAGACGAAAGCAUCGCAACACACGACGAUGUCGUAAUUACGAAAGUACGCGCAUACGUAGCGGUGACGCAAAACGUGUGGAGAAACACUUCCUAGAAAUUACGGAGUAAGUUCAGCGUCGGUCGCGCACGUGAUUUCUGUUUUCCACGAUCGCUGCGACGUGUGUCUAACACGUAGAUAUACGUACUCGUAUUGACAAAGAAAAAAGAAGAAAAAAAGGAGAAAAAGAAAAAAAGAAAUAGCUCCGUCGUAUCGUAAGAUCGCAUCUCGGCGGUUACGUAGCUCGGGUUUACCACGGAGCAGGCGGAGAUGAAGCUUCUCGGGGAAACGAUGCGUUAUGCGUGUGUACAUUUAAUUUUAGGUAAAAGCCCGCGAUAUACGGACGCGAGUCGAGCCGACGAGAUACUGUCAAUUUAAUAAUAAGAAGCCCGGCCUGACCAUCCACCCACGAGGUGGACGUGGCGAAUUCGUUUCACGCGCUGAUCUCGAUCAGCGGCGCGUAUAAAGGCGAACGAACCGAGCUACAUCGCUAUCACUUCAUACCUGUAUGUUGUGUAUACUAUAAAUGUUAGAGGACCAAGAAAUACAAUGUACU
Messenger RNA from Dinoponera quadriceps, 6399 nucleotides. RefSeq lists its product as uncharacterized. The record is from RefSeq and is a predicted model, not a curated record. NCBI's taxonomy places the organism in Eukaryota, Metazoa, Arthropoda, Insecta, Hymenoptera, Formicidae. Bases 281 to 1294 code for a protein of 337 amino acids. The transcript is spliced from 5 exons.